This is a messenger RNA of Clarias gariepinus (North African catfish), 1430 nucleotides long. It is a transcript of the gene spaca9, whose product is annotated as sperm acrosome associated 9. The transcript is spliced from 3 exons. Lineage: Eukaryota; Metazoa; Chordata; Actinopteri; Siluriformes; Clariidae. Gene Ontology annotation, cellular component: acrosomal vesicle; ciliary base; sperm flagellum. Bases 1 to 672 code for a protein of 223 amino acids. The record is from RefSeq and is a predicted model, not a curated record.
AUGAUAAGCGUGAUGGAUAGAGACAGAGUUAAAGAGAUGUUGGUGUGUGUUGAGGAGAAACACCGACUCUUUAAACAGCAGCAGUUCAGCUUCAUAGCGGCGCUCGAGCGCUCGCGCGAGCACGCGCACCAACGGACUCAGCGCGUGUCUACUGUCACACAGGUGCAACGUUACAUGACACACCACUGUAACAACGCCACAGACAGGCGGAUCUUCUCGCUCUUCCUGGACAUCAUGGACAGUCUCAAGGCAGCAUUACAAACUAUCGAAUCUUUUCCGUCGGCUCAGGAUCAUUUAAGUGAAGCUCUGGACACGUGCAGGAGUGUUUUCAGUCCUGACUUUAACUUUAGUCAACUUCAGAGUCAACUUCCACAUUACCCACAUGACGAGGUAAAUCGUCUGAGUUGUAACGAAGCUCGAAACUACUACAGCGGCGUCGUCAGCGUGAUCCCUGUGACUCUGGACCUGCUCCGCACAGCCGUCUCGGAACUGACACAAGCAGCGAGCAACAAAAGAGUUUCUCAGAUGGAUUGUACAGCAUCUGAGCAGCAGACAGCACCAGGUGGUGCAGAAAACACUGAAAUACCACAAGCCUCCUCCAAGCAAUCCUCCAAACCAGCGUGUAAAGCAUGGAAACCUGCAUGGAAGCCUCCAGGUCGCAGACGGAUCUAAAAAAAACAACAACACCACAGCGUUUCUUUCUCUCUGUUGAAAUAUACACACACUGACCACUUUAUUAGAUACACCUCUUUUAAUGCAUAUAUCUAAUCAGGCAAUCAAACGGCGAUGCGUUUAGGCGUGUAGACACGGUCAAGAUGAUCUGCCGAAGUUCAAACCGAACAAAAGAACGGGGAAGAAAGAUAACUUUUAACAUGACGUGGUUGCCUUGCGGCAUUCCUGAAACUCCUGAUUGACUGGGAUUUUUACACACAACCAUCUCUUAAGGUUUACAGAGAAUAGUCAAGGGAAAAUAUUCAGUGAGGGCUAGUUCUGUGUGCGAAAAUGCAUUGUUGAUGCUAGGGGUCAAAAGUAAAUGUUCAGACUGGUUUGAGCUGAUAGUAAGACAACAGUUAGUCAAGCAACAUUUUAUUACAAAGAUUCAGUAUGCUGAACAGGAUCUCUGAACACACACGUCGCUGAAGUGGGCCACAGCAGCUGAAGACCGCACCGCGUGCCUCUCCUCUUACCCAAGUGCAGAAAACCGAGUAGACAAUUCACAUGGUCCUACCAAAUGAAGCAAUAUAAAAUUGGAAAAAUCUUUCCUGGUUUGAUAAGUCCGAGGUAGUGAGGUCAGAAUUUGGCGUGAACAACAUGACAGCAUGAAUCCUUCCAGCCGUGAAUCGACGGUCCAGGCUGGCAGUGGUAAUGUAAUGGUGUGGGAGAGAUUUUCUUGGCAUACUCUGGGCCCCACAGUACCAAAUUUAGCAUGG